CUACACAUUAACCCCGAACCAAAUAAACACAGAAUACUGAGGAGGAAAGAGGGCUGGUCUCCUGUAUUGGAGAUUUCGCUUCAAAAUGGGAUUUGAAACAUGUGGUCCGAACGAGGUGAUGGUUGUUUCGGGAUGCUGCCAUUCCAGAUCCCUGUUUAUCCCUGGUGGGCGUGUCUUUGUAUGGCCUGUCAUACAGCACCUACAAAGACUGACCCUAAACACCAUGGAUAUCCAGGUAGAUAGUUCCAAUGUAUACACACAGCUCGGUGUAGCAAUUUCUGUGACAGGAAUCGCACAGGUAAAGAUUCUGGGCUCCAGUAAAGACAUGUUGGAGUCAGCAUGUGAACUGUUCUUGGGAAAGCCAGAGGUUGAGAUCCGCAAGGUGGCCCAGGAAACACUGGAAGGUCAUCAGAGAGCUAUUAUGGGCAACAUGACUGUAGAGGAAAUUUACAAAGAUCGUAAGAAGUUCUCCAAAGCUGUGUUUGAAGUGGCCUCAUCUGAUUUGGUCAACAUGGGGAUCUGUGUAGUGAGUUACACACUGAAGGACAUCCGUGAUGAAGAGGGUUACUUGAAGUCUUUAGGCAUGGCCAGGACAGCUCAAGUUAAACGUGAUGCCCGUAUUGGUGAAGCUGAGGCGCGAAGGGAUGCAGGAAUCAAGGAAGCUAUGGCUGAGGAGCGGAGAAUGGCUGCCAGAUAUCUCAAUGAUAUUGAGAUUGCUAAGGCUAGGCGUGACUUUGAGCUGAAGCAAGCUGCCUACAACAUGGAAAUUCAGACCACCAAGGCCCAGUCUGACCUUGCCUACGAUUUACAGGCUGCCAAGACAAAGCAGAGAAUCAAGAAUGAACAGAUGCAGGUCAAAGUUGUGGAGAGGACCCAGCAGAUUCAACUACAGGACCAGGAAAUCUUGCGUCGUGAACGUGAACUCGAGGCCCAGAUACGCAAGCCUGCUGAGGCCGAGAGGUACCGACUGGAGAAAAUUGCAGAGGCCGACAGAAUCAAGAUCACCCUUGAGGCCGAAGCUGAGGCUGAAUCAAUCAGGGUAAAGGGUGAAGCUGAGGCUUUCGCUAUUGAGGCCCGUGCCAAGGCAGAGGCAGAACAGAUGGCCAAAAAGGCUGAUGCCUGGAAGGACUACCAGGACUCCGCCAUGAUUGACAUGAUCCUGGAGACUAUGCCCAAGCUUGCUGCUGAAGUAGCUGCUCCUCUGACCAACACCAAGAAGGUGACAAUGGUAUCCAGCGGUAAGGGAGAUAUUGGAGCCGCUAAGCUCACUGGAGAGGUUCUGACCAUCAUGGAGAAACUUCCUCUGGUUGUGGAGAAUUUGACAGGAAUCAGCAUCACAAAGAACAUCAAAGCCGCCACCCGUCGAUAGAUAGAUGAUGAGAGUUACCCACAUUUAAACUUUGUACCUUUAAUCAACAAAGGAUGUGUAGGUCUAGUGACGUGAGAAUGUAGGUCAUACACUGUACCUAAACAGAUGACUUGUGGUGUGCACAUCAAUGCGUGUGCAUCUCUGUAGAUAUGUAGAUUUUAUAUUGGUAGAAUAAAAACUCACCAUUUCUAUAAACAUUUCUUGUCUGCUGCGGUUGUGUUGUCCAUGGUAACACUAUACAAUGUCGAAAUGAUUGUCGUUCCCGUCAGUAGAUAGGUAUGCUAUACACAGGUAUUUGACAGCUCAUUAAGAACAGGUAGCAAGCAGUAUAUAAUUAUAAUUUGAUUGACAGAAAUUAUGAAACUCGUCAAGUGUUGCCAUGGACAUGUGUAUAAGAUUGUCAAAAUGGAAUGUUUUAAUCACAGUUCUGUCUUUGAUAAAUGUGUGAUUUUUAGAAAGGCAUACAACUUGCUCAAAAGUUCUUACAACCAUUGUGUCACUUAAGGUACAAAUGACCCCUGAUUAUUGUGUAGUCUUUGUCUGUCAUUAACUUCCAGGAAUCCAUACAUAGUAUAAAUGUGCUGUUUUAUGAUUUAUUUUAAAAUUUGCUUUUUAACUUAUUUUUUAACUGCUUGCCUCCUGUCUGACGAGAUAAUGUCCUGUACCUUGUAUGUUGGAGGUGUAUUGACAGUCGAUUACUCUGGUAGCUAUGUGUUCAAAGCACAUGUAUAACAAGUGUUACAUAUGGACAAACAAUUGCUUUAUAUGGUAGCUAUGUAUGUGUACAACUGUGGUCCUAAUACUCAUUUGUUAGACUACAUCAUACCUGUACUGGUAUAAACCAUUAAAGGCCGUCGGUAGACUACAUCAUACCUGUACUGGUAUAAACCAUUAAAGGCCGUCGGUAGACUACAUCAUACCUGUACUGGUAUAAAACCAUUAAAGGCCGUCAGUAAAAGACCAUUUGGGCAUUAAUUUGGAUGAGUGACUAAGCAGUGUUUUCUACCUGUCUGAAAUUUAACAUUCACUAAAUCCACUGGCAAAACAAGUAGUUCUAGAUCCAACAUGUGUAAGUUUACUAUCAGAUUUAAUUGUGUUUCCCUUUACUCAUGACAUAUUCUUACCGUAAAUUUGUUAUAAAGUGACUUUGUUAUACAAACUAAGUGACUUGGUUAUAUCUAUUGAAGCCAUGCUGAAGCUGUUGAUCUGAUCAGCAAUUGUUUUAAAUCGCUUUGUUGUUUCUACAACAGCUUUGGUAGGACGAGUAACAGGCCACCAGAUAUUCUGCAGUUUUGAAAUGUUUUAAUGACGGAAAACAUAAAAAAAAAAUGUAUCCACAUCAUGAUUUUCUGACAAAUUAUAUUGAGUAUCUAUUCUGAGCAAUAGGAGUCGUGUUUGAGACUACCCCAGCUGUUAACCUUUAGAUUUACACAUGUUCAUGGGUUUUAAUUGUCAAAAUGGAGUUAUUAUUUUUAGGCAUCACAAGCGAGGUUGUGACACAAUAUUUUAUUGUAUGCUAGUUAGUUCCUUCUAGUCUUUGGACAAUGAAAUCUUUACACUCUAGUCAGAAUGGUUAUAACAAGACAUGAACAACUAUUGUGCAUGUUGUUUUGCUGAGAAUUAUUUAUCUUUCUGAUGACUUUGAUACAUGUACAGCAAAAAACUGUUUAUACUCGUGUGAAAUCAUCCUAUGUUUCUGACAAAAUGUUCUGACUUAUUUGCAAAGUUUAACACAGUAGGGUGUCAAGUAAGAGACAUUGGGACAGAAAAAACUUCCAUUUUGACUUUAAAUGUACAUAUACUGUAGGUUUUGCCAGUGGGUUUUUGACUUUCUUACCAAUCACACAAUCAGGGGUCAUUUGUAUCGUUUUAAUCGUUCAUCCAUGGAAUUCAAAUAUCUGUGACAUUAUUUGAUGAUAUGUGUAUAAGGUGGUUUGAACCCAUACCUUUAUCAUCAUACAGUAAGGAAUAUUUAUUUUACAUACAUUACUUAUUUAACAAAUUAUUCAGUAUUUAAUUCAGUUUUGAAAUUUCCUAAAGAUUCCCUAUUUGUUAUAGUAGUUUUGUGCAGAAUGCAAUAAAUAACAUGGACCUUUUAUCAUUUUAAUCCCCAUGAUUUACCUCAUUCUAAUGUGAGAUUGUUGUGUCUACUGUAAUCCAUUGUAUAUAUAGCAUUAGUAGACCUUGUGACCUCCACAAUCCUCUGAAGACUCAUUGCACUUGGAAAUUGUGGAGGGCAGAAGGGAUCUUUUAUCAUUAUUCUUUACCCCGAGAUAUACCCCGACAUAAUUAGGAUUGUUACAGGUGUUUUUGUAAUACCUUUACCCAGUACAUUCAAAUAUUCAGAAAUGACAGUUAUGUCAAAGCAUUGUUGCAGUAAUUUUCCCAUUUGAAAUUUUGCAAUUUUUCAAAUUUAAAGAAAAAAUCUCUGCAUAAUAUCAUGUUUCUUUGUCUGUUGUCUCUCAGGGUUUGCUUAGUUUUGAAACUUGCAAUAGGUAAGACAUUCUGUUACAAUUCUGAAGAACAAAUGCCUAGUUUAUAAAACUCAGUCCUGUAGAUCCUCAAAGUAAGUAGUUCCCAACUGUAGAUUUAGGCCAUGCAUAGUUCUCCGAUUUUAUCUGAUCGUAUUUGCAUAGCAGAUUUGCCUCCCAUGAUCAGAGAAUUUCACUUUCAUUGGUAACAUGCACCACCCUAUUUGACAAUUCCUAAAUCUGCACCUGUUCUGUUGAAAUAAGAUCAUUUGAUGUUUCCAUCCAAAACGGACCAUUAAUAUGCUGAGGCCUUAUAUAUCUAAACACUUACUACCAUAAAGAAGGUAUGAACUUCUAACAUGUUGACUGUUCCACUGUCUUGUUGCAUGUUUGUAAUGUUGUAGUAGUCCAUAAUCAUAUCUCUAUCUUUGUAUCAAUUACCAUUUGUAAUCUUUGGAAUAUAAUAAAAUGUUGUAUUGACA
Pecten maximus is the source of this 4322-nucleotide messenger RNA. RefSeq names its product flotillin-1-like. The record is from RefSeq and is a predicted model, not a curated record. The coding region runs from base 86 to 1369 and encodes 427 amino acids. The transcript is spliced from 12 exons. Gene Ontology annotation, biological process: positive regulation of endocytosis; positive regulation of cell junction assembly; positive regulation of cell-cell adhesion mediated by cadherin. NCBI's taxonomy places the organism in Eukaryota, Metazoa, Mollusca, Bivalvia, Pectinida, Pectinidae. Gene Ontology annotation, cellular component: plasma membrane.